Xenia sp. Carnegie-2017 is the source of this 564-nucleotide messenger RNA. RefSeq names its product lipase-like. The transcript has a single exon. Bases 1 to 564 code for a protein of 187 amino acids. Lineage: Eukaryota; Metazoa; Cnidaria; Anthozoa; Malacalcyonacea; Xeniidae. Gene Ontology annotation, biological process: lipid metabolic process. The record is from RefSeq and is a predicted model, not a curated record.
AUGAAAGGUUAUGUCAAAAACACCCGGGAAGUGAUCGUUGUAUCAUUUCAGGGUUCUGACGGCCCUCUGGACUGGUUUAGGAAUCUCAAGUUCUUCAAACAAAGAUAUUCGGGUUGCCAAAGAUGCAAAAUACACACUGGAUUCUUCGAGGCUUAUAGCCCGCUGAGAGACGAAAUGCUUCAAAAAGUCAACAAUUUUUAUCAAGAGCAUCCCAAAAAAGUUUUAGUCACAGGUCAUUCACUUGGAGGAGCGAUGGCGACUUUGGCAGCUGUUGAUUUGGUCAAUGCUAGAUAUACUGUCGAUUUAAUAACCUUUGGCUCCCCUAGGGUUGGUAACGAAGAAUUUGCACAGUAUGUCGACAGAAUUGUGACGGGAUUGAAUCUUAGAGUGACGUACAAGAAUGACAUUGUUACGGUCGUUCCUAAUAUAGGAUAUCGACAUGCUGGGCAAGAAAUUCAUUGCAUUGGUCGUAAUAAAUGCCAUGAAUACCCAGCCGAGGUUAAUUUGUGCCAUCUAAGAGCAAACAUUUUCGAUCAUUGUAUGAAAAAUUAUCUCCAAAUAUAA